GCGACCACGAAUCUCAUGCAUCUCAUUCUCAUCUCACUCGUGUUCUAGAUAGAAUGGCUCUAGCCUUCUGUUGGCUUACUCGCUUGCUUGGCAUUUCGCACUAUCACACCUCAACAUGUUCACUCGCUAAUCACUGCUGCUGCUGCUACUGCUGCACGACCAAAGUAAUUAUUUCGUUCGCUCGCUAGCUCCGACUCAUUUUACUGUAUCGUUCGGCCGUGUUCAAACACACGUUUAUACUUCAGAGUCAGAGUCAGAGUCAGAGUCAGAGUCAGCAGAGCCAGUGUCAGUGUCAGUGUCAGAGCUAAAAACUAAAACUUUAUGUGGACAAAUCCAAUCUUGAUAAUUACACCUCUAGCCUCUGUCUCGGCAAUAGACUAGCUUCAUCUCCGCCGUUCAGUUUGUCGGUCUUGUUUGGCCCUCGAUUGUUCGUAGCUUCUAGGGCCAUGCCUGGUCUGUCUGGUCUGGAAUUGCUCGCCUAUACUAGUAACGAGACCAAGACCUUAUUCUUCUUACUCGCCUACCGACCUUGUCCAUACUACUUUUUUUUUUUUUUUUUUUCAAUUUUUUGCUAGACCUUCCCUUACGUCAAAAGUUGCUUCUGCUCAACGCCGGGCACUUUUCUUCUUUAAUUUUCUCUCCCUUUCUUCGUCAUCAUCAUCAUCAUCUUCUUCUUCUCCUCGGACUCCAGACUCAUAGUGAUCGCCGGCCUAUCUCCGCUCCUCCACUACUCUCAACCCUCACCGAUUCUUCUCGUGGCCGAUCCAUUGACAUUGACAUCACUGAAAGGGAGCCCUACAAAUCUGACUUAAAGGGAGCUCCAUAAUCGGCAACGGGGACGGAACCACCACCAUUCGCGAUCCGAGACGACGACUGCCUACCUACCUACUGAAUCUCUGAUACGACGCGGAGUCAAUUAACCUCCUACCACUUUCCUUAUUCUUUGUCACGUAUUUAUUUGCAACUACUGCUGCAGCGCCCAUGAUAUUAAAUACCCUGGUCAUCAGUGCAGCCAAAAAGGGAAUAUAACAUUUGUAGUCAGUCGCAAACACAACAAAGGAGAAAGAAAAGUCGCCAAAAGUUGAAAAUCUUUUACCGCUCGAGAUCCGUCAGAUACGACAACGACCAAUUCGCCGUCGCAUCACCCAGAACGAACGGCGCGCAACCUUUAUCUUGCUGUAUUAUACCUCCAAUCCCUACCAACCAUGCCUCACACCCGAGAUGCGGACAGCGCAUCGUCGUUGGGCGGCCAAUCAAAACGACCUCCGCUCAACCAUCAGGAGAGUGAUUCGCAGAGCGAGAGCAGCGGUGUUAACCAACAACACCAACACCAGCAGCAGCAUCGGAGACCCCAUCGUCAUCACCAGCGACAGCACACUGUUGGUCACCUCCACCACGCCCGCGGCCCAGCAUCAAAAACUGCCCCGAAGCAGCCUAAGCUCAGCCGUCGCCAUACCGAUACCCCCGAUCAGAUCGAGCAGCAGCAGCAACACCGAAUCUCCUCCGGUCCCAAUUCUCAUCGACGAGCUCUCAGCGACGCAAAACUCUCUUCUCGCGAGUCUUCGUCUGGCAACCUUACCAAGAGCGCAUCUCAAUCCAGGCUGACCAAGAACUCUUCCCACACAAAGCUCGACAAGAGUUCUUCCCAGACAAAACUGGUCAAAAGUCCCUCGCACACGAGAAUCGUCAAGAGUCCUUCCCACUCAAAACUUAAGCGCAAUCGCUCGCAUACAGAAGUCGGGAAGCGCACUCGGUCUGCAGAACUGAAGCGAGCUUCAAGUACUACAAUUGUUUAUCAGCCUCAAAUCUCUCACGGCAAGUCACAGGUCCAUUUCGAUUUGGGUAACGAGGAGGACGAAUGGGUCGACGCGAGUGGCUCUAAUUCCCCCUACCUCUCCCGCAAGGGUUCUCUCAACAGUAGUAACCACUCCGUGCACCACCCCGACGACCGCACUGGCGGAUCAAGACCGGCUACACCCAACGAUUCCGCCGCUCCAAAGCUGGCCGAGCAACCACAACACGAGCCGGGGCAGCGGAACUCAACGAGCCCCGAGUUGGAGACGAUACAUCACAAGGAGUAUCUCACUUCCCGCAUAUUGCAGCGCACUCCGUCCCACGGAGCUCCGCCCCAGAUGAGCGCAGAUCUGGCGCACAUCUCUCCUCGCCAUUUUGCGCCAGCCUCUGCUGAUGCCAUAGGGUCAGGAACUCUUGCGGGAAGUAAUCAGGAUGAAUUGACAUCCCGGUUUGUCGAGGCUGUUGGCUCUGGAUUGACUAGUGAGGGAUCCUUCUACCGGCCACCUCGGGGAGACUUUCGCAGAUACGAUGACGCGCCUAAAAAACCUCGUUCUGUGACCAGCCUGCAAGGCGACCGUGAGGAGCGCCGAGAACCCCCAACAAGCGCACCAAAAGACGACAUUGAUGAUAGCGCACUAGCGCCCAAGGCGGCCCGACGGGCUGCGCCGCCUGCCGCUCAAACAUCGCGAACACAGCAGAAGCUUAACCUGCAGCGAGCCAGUUCCGUGAUUGAGCCUGGGCAAGCAGUUGGUGGUGUCGGAGGUGUAGUCGGUCAUUCUCCACUCAUCGGUGUCGGUGGUCCCGGAUAUGACGGAGGUAACAGUCGAGAUCCACGUGUAGGCAAGCUCUUGGAGCGUACAGGCAUGGAGUAUCUCGUUGUUCGAAGGCAUCUCAACCCCAUUUCUCGUUCACUCGAACGUCUCAACCAUCUCCCCGGUAUGGACAAAUCAUUGCGCAUCCCACGACCUGGCACCGCUUCGACAAACGGCAAGCGUUCCACAGACCUCACCAUGCGCCAGCACACCCGCAACGUCAGCAUGCCCGAUUCUCGACGACCGAUGACGCCGAAACGCCCUGCCUCGGUACGGACAACCAACGGUGCCUCGUCGAGCUACGACGGCAACGACGACGAUGGUAGGCUUACUGACCGACUGAGCGGAUCAAGUCUGGUUGGCGGUGAAGAGGAAGAUGGUACCGCAGCCAUACUGAGGAACUUGUGGGACAAGUCUAUGGAAUUGAGUGCCAGUACGGAUUAGGAGUUCCCUUUCGUUUCUUCGUAAUUCUAAAGAUCAAGGCGUUAUGGUGCGGUUAUGGGAUAGGAAGUGCUCAAUAGGCACCUAAAGAUAGAAAGGCGUGAAUCAAGACAGCGUCAAUUUAGACGGUAUUACGCGGAGAUGUAGACUCACGAUAUUAUUACGUGAAAGCGGUGGUUUAUUGUUAGAAAGGGGACCAGCCUAUAUAAUAAUUCAAUGAAAUUACGCACAUCUAAGAGUAGGUC
Fusarium verticillioides 7600 is the source of this 3292-nucleotide messenger RNA. RefSeq lists its product as hypothetical. NCBI's taxonomy places the organism in Eukaryota, Fungi, Ascomycota, Sordariomycetes, Hypocreales, Nectriaceae. Gene Ontology annotation, cellular component: TORC1 complex; fungal-type vacuole membrane. The transcript is spliced from 2 exons. The record is from RefSeq and is a predicted model, not a curated record. Bases 1206 to 3050 code for a protein of 614 amino acids.